This is a messenger RNA of Podarcis muralis (Common wall lizard), 4971 nucleotides long. The record is from RefSeq and is a predicted model, not a curated record. NCBI's taxonomy places the organism in Eukaryota, Metazoa, Chordata, Lepidosauria, Squamata, Lacertidae.
GAAGAUACGGUUUUUUUGCUGCUUCCCACUUCCAUUCCAUUUCUGUUAUUACAGUGUUUUCUGAUCUAUAUGAAAUGUAGAUAUAUAAUGAAGAAUGUUUCUAAGGAUUGUUAUGAGACUAAACUCUUUCAUUUUGAAUACUCAACACCGAACAUAAUAAACACAUCUGAUAGUUGUGAAGAUGAGUGUAUUCAUUUCUCCCCCCUCUUUUCACAUCGGUUUCCUAAAAGUGUUAGAUCAGUCAGUUUCACUUUCCUGUCUAGUGCAUUUCUGUUGAUACAGGACAACUUCAGAUCACCUUUGGCUGUAAUUAAAUAAAAAUGAGGUUUUUUCAAUGAAUAGUUUUAUGAUAACUGUAGGAUUUUCUUUGCAGGCAUCUGCUAUACUUUAUUCAAGUUUCUUCUGAUGGAGGAAUUGUUGGUUGCUAGAAGCAUACCAUUUAAGGGCCUGCAGAAAUGAUAGUCUUAAAAUUCAUUUAGGAGGCUAGAAUAUACAGGGGUAUGUUUCAGAUGUGUGGAUAUGGAAAGUUGGGAAGCCUCCCUCACACGUUGGAUGGCUUGUAGAAAACAAACCACAAGCUUGCACUUGCUCCUAGACUAACCUAAGGCUAAGUUCAUAGCUUUAAAUAAGAUUCACAUAUUUUUAUGGCAAAGAAGAGCCACACAUCCAGGUACCCCUAAAGUUUUGGAACUUCCCACCCCAACAGUAUGUAUGAGUGGCAGACAAGGAAGGUCUUUGAACACUUUCCUCAUGUACAGCAUGCUGGCCAAUUUUGAUAAAAAUACCUGUUUCCUUGACUCACCUCCUAAGUCCAUCUUUGUUUUUCUGAGCUAACUAUUUUAGUCAAAAUUUUGUUUGUGAUUGCAUAAGGAGUAGGAUCUCUGCUUCUGUAAAUAUUUUGAGGGGUUGGGGGAAAGAGAAAUGUAUAUGGAAAGGUGUGCAUGCUUCAUAUGCUGUUAAUGUUUGUGUAGCCAAAUUCAAGGUGGAGUAUCUUGUUUCAGUUUGUCUGCAUACCUGGAUAGUGAUAAAAGUGAGUUUGCCACCUCAACUCUGUGACAUUGUCUCUUAAAAAAAUAAAUACCCCAUAUAGUAGAUAUAGUGGGGUUCUCUUUCCCUUGUCUUCUACUGGAUACAUCCUAGUUCAUUUUAGCCUUUGGUGGUGCUGGAAGUAUUGGUUUUUCCUGGUAGGGGACUGCAUGAUUGUAUCUUCACUUCCUUUCUGCAGUAUACUGUUAAAUGAAUCAAACAAAUGACAUUAAUAUAGCUUUUUCACCUCUUGUGACAUAUCUCUUGGGAAGUUUAGAGCUGUACUUAGUUGGUGUUUAUAGCACAGCUGUCAUUUUGAAGUCAGCUUUAUUUAAUCACUUUUAUAACUGUACAUUUGACAUUCCGAUCAUUUUUCGGAAAAGGGAAUUGUUUGAGUACAGUUUGGUGUUUAUUAUGCUGUAAGGGUCUGGUACUUAAGCUGUUACUGAGUUUAAUUGGGCAGGCUUCUCCUGAUGUAUGUUGACAAAACAAGUUUUCUGACUGAUAGUAUGAGUUUAUUUCCAUUAACACUUCACCUGUUUGAAAUUAUGAAGACAGGUUGUUAGAAUAGAGAGAGUACAAAAUAUAGUGAUUAAUGAACAGGGAAAGCAUAAGCAAUACACUUUCUCAUUUAAUCCUUCAGGAACAAGGUAAUCAGCUGAAGAGGAAGUCUGGGAGCAGUGCAAUAAUUCAGGAAAUGAGAUGUUUCAAAACAAAACAAUCUUGUUAAAAUUAUACAAAAAUGGGUAUUUUGGCUUUACCAAAAGGUGGAAAUUAAAGGGACCUUGAAGGAAGACUUCCUUGCACAUCCUAGGGCAGCAUCUUGCUUAGUUAAUUAUAUGCACCAUGAAUGAACCAACUUCUAGUGGAAGUGGGCAAGACUUUGAUGUAUUUAGUGUAAUGGACUGGAAGGACGGAAUUGGUACCUUGCCUGGAAGUGAUCUGAAGUUUCGUGUGAAUGAGUUUGGUGCCCUAGAAGUAAUCACCGAUGAAACAGAGAUGGAAAGUGUUAAGAAGGCUACAGCUACCACAACCUGGAUGGUGCCAACUGCUCAAGAAGCCUUCUCAGAAAAUACAGAAGUACCACAAAAACUGAAGGAAGCUAGCAAGGUUGACGGGCCUCAUUUCUGUGAACAUUGUUUUCAUUCUGGAACCACAGUGGACUUUGUAGCUGGAGAAAGAUCUUGCAGCCAAAAAUGUGCACAUCAGAUUAAAAACAAAGAGCAAAGGGAGGACAACAAUGUAUCGGAAGUCAAUGAUGAGGACUGUUCCAAGGGCACUCAAAAAAGAAAAACCAAAUCGCCCUCAAAAGGAGAAUGUAUGGAAGACAAUGUCAAGAAGUAUGAGGCAAUGGAGGAGAAACCUGAAGGGAGGAUACUAAGAGUCUCUCAGAGAGCCACACGGAAAAGGAAAAGAGAGAUGGCAGUUCUAAAACAGACUUUGAUGUCAAAGGCAAAGAAAACAUGGAGUUGGUCUUCGUAUUUGGAAGAAGAAAAGGCUAUAGCAGCACCACCUAAGAUCUUUAAAGAGUAUCAAUCCUUCCCAUACAACAAAAAUGGAUUCAAAGUUGGAAUGAAACUAGAAGGAGUGGACCCUGAGCACCAGUCAAUGUACUGUGUGCUUACAGUAGCUGAGACUUGUGGUUACAGAAUUAGACUUCACUUUGAUGAAUACCCAGAGUGUUACGAUUUUUGGCGGAAUGCUGAUUCUUCUGAUAUUCACCCAGUUGGUUGGUGCGAGAAAACAGGACACAAACUUCAUCCACCGAAAGGAUAUAAAGAAGAUGAAUUUAAUUGGCCCUCGUAUCUGAAGAAAUGUAAGGCUCAAGCUGCUCCUAAAUCCUUGUUUGAAAACCAAAACGCAACAGUGAUUCCAUCAGGGUUUCGAGUGGGGAUGAAGCUUGAAGCAGUAGACAAAAAGAACCCUGCAUUCAUUUGUGUUGCUACAGUAACUGACAUUGUGGACAGUCGUUUUCUGGUUCAUUUUGACAACUGGGAUGAGAGUUAUGACUACUGGUGUGAAGCGGCUAGUCCACAUAUUCAUCCAGUUGGCUGGUGUAAAGAGCACAGAAAGACCCUUGUAACCCCUCGAGACUAUCCACAUGCCAAGCAUUUUUCUUGGGAGAAAUAUUUGGAAGAAACUAGUUCUUUACCAGCACCUGCCAGGGCUUUUAAAGUGAACUCUCAGCUGGAUCAAAGAGCUUUUCAGCAGUGGAAGGAGACAAUUGCAUACAACACAAAGUCAUUAACAAAGAAACCUUCUCAUGGAUUCCAGAAGAAUAUGAAACUUGAAGUAGUUGACAAGAGGAAUCCUGUCCUUAUCAGGGUAGCAACCGUGGUAGAUACUGAUGACCACAGAAUUAAAGUCCACUUCGAUGGCUGGGAUAGUAUUUAUGAUUAUUGGAUCGAUGCAGAUAGCCCUGAUAUCCAUCCUGCUGGCUGGUGUGGGAAAACUGGACAUCCUCUUCAGCCCCCACUUAGUCCUUUGGAAUUGGUAGAAGCUUUAGAACAAGGAGGAUGUCCUACAGCGGGCUGCAAAGGAGUUGGACACAUAAAAAGAGCCAGACAUACGGGCCACCACAGUGCUCUCAGCUGCCCAUAUUCUGAGAUAAAUCUGAGCAAAGAACAUAUCCUUUCAGACCGCUUAAGUGGAGAGAUGCCUCAGAGUAUUCCGCCUCUGCAUUGGAACCGGAAGCCAGAAGCAAAUGAAAGAUCUGCAUCUCCUGUAAUCAGUAAUAGAAAAUGUCCCAGUCCCAUUGUCCUAAAAUCUUCAGCUCAUCUCCAUUCAUCAAAGCAGGAAGACACAGAGGUGAAACCUCUUUGCAAAAAGCCUCUAAUGUUUGAUGUCAAAGAAAAGAACUACAGGGGAUGCCAGGCAACUAAGGAUUUUGCAAAGAAAGAUGGCUGCGCAGGCAGGAAGAUGGAAAAUGAAGAGUCAUCUCUAAAUGAAUCCAAAGAUACCAAGGAAUCCAAUAACAGGAGUUCCCAUCCUCAGCCAGUUAUUUUGACCUCGAAGUUGACAAUCCCAGCCUUUCCAUUGCGAUGGGAACAGCAGAGUAAGCUCCUUCCUACUGUGGCUGGAAUCCCUGCCAGUAAAGUUUCCAAGUGGAGCACAGAUGAGGUGUCAGAAUUCAUACGGAGUUUGCCAGGCUGUGAGGAACAUGGCAAGGUGUUCAAAGACGAACAAAUUGAUGGAGAAGCUUUCCUUCUAAUGACCCAAACAGAUAUAGUAAAAAUAAUGAGCAUUAAGCUAGGACCAGCCCUAAAGAUCUUCAACUCAAUCCUGAUGUUCAAGGCUGCCGAUAAGAACUCGCACAAUGAACUCUGAUGGAAAAGUGACUACAGGGCAGCUCUCUCCAUUGCAGCUCAUGUUUUAUUCAAAGCACAAAGACUCCAAAGGAUCAUCAAGGAGGAACUCUCCAAGGCGAAAAGUCAGAGUGGAUGGAGUGUUGAUUUUCUCCAAGAGCCUGAGCAAACUAACACUUCUGGGAAGUGCUUAAGCUUUUUAGUAAGAUGCUCUUACAAAAGAGUGGGUACUUAAUGUUUACUGGCUGAUGGCUCUGAUUUUCCCACAACUAGCCAUCCUUAAUUUUAUCGGGGAUCCAUCAACUAAGUUAACAUAUUAAAAUUAUGGAAAUAUUAUCCUUUUCUAAGGAGACACAAAAUACACACUUCAUGAAUUUACUUCUUCACCAAUGAAUUCCUUUGUAUCGUUUCAUCAUUUUCAUUAAAAAAAAAAUUGUUCGCAGUUUAAAAUAAGUGGACUACAGUUAAUGAAGACUGUUAACAAGUCGUCUUAGUUUCACACAGCAGCUCAAAUUUAAUACUUUGCUGUGUACAGUGAAGCUGAUUGAUUUAUUCUGUUGUAUGAAAACAUUGCUGGAGACCAAUGCUAUGUUUUUUUGUUUUUGUUUUUUUGCAUGAUUAAAGAAGUUUAAUAAAUAUU